Aspergillus fijiensis CBS 313.89 is the source of this 525-nucleotide messenger RNA. RefSeq lists its product as uncharacterized. The record is from RefSeq and is a predicted model, not a curated record. NCBI's taxonomy places the organism in Eukaryota, Fungi, Ascomycota, Eurotiomycetes, Eurotiales, Aspergillaceae. Bases 71 to 301 code for a protein of 76 amino acids. The transcript has 2 exons.
CACCUAGCCACAUACAUUGAUUGUGAUUCUCUCGCCUAACAUCCGCCUUUCCGAGCAACUCUUCUCCAAUAUGCCUCCUGCGCAGAGGACUAAGCCCGCCGACGGCGACAUCGAACCCAACCAGAUGAGUCAAUCCAAGUGGCUCAAGAACUCCGGCUAUAGCGGUCUCUGGGAGUUUGGGCUCUCCUACGGCCUGAAAAUUCACGAUCCGGAAGACCUCGCGGAGGCCAAGCAGAUCAUGCAAGGCUUGAGAGAUAUGGACCAGGAAGAGUGGGAGAAGAAACAGAAGCAGAAAAAGUAGCAGGCUCUACAGGAAGGUGGACUGCAUUUUGCUGUAUUGGGCACUGCUUGUUGUUUCGCCAGAGAUUGUAUGGAGUUAUAAGGGGAUAUGGCUAUGCAGGGUAGUGGGAGAUGUCUCUUUACAUCAUGUCAAGCUUGUUGAUGGGAUGGCCAGGAUGACUAUGUUUUGUUCUUUUAUGUUACGUACUGUACCUCGCGACUCGCGAUGAUCAAUCAAAUCGAAGG